Messenger RNA from Cyclopterus lumpus (lumpfish), 201 nucleotides. RefSeq names its product procyclic form-specific polypeptide B1-alpha-like. The record is from RefSeq and is a predicted model, not a curated record. The annotation marks the transcript as partial. The transcript has 3 exons. Lineage: Eukaryota; Metazoa; Chordata; Actinopteri; Perciformes; Cyclopteridae.
AUGGAAACGAAGGUGUCCCUGUGCACAGAACCGAGGGUCCUUUCACCCGCAGAAAAGAACGAGACUUCUCGGCCGGAACCGGAAGGGGAACCGGAAGGGGAACCGGAAGCGGAACCAGAAGGGGAACCGGAAGAAGGGGAAGGGGAAGGGGAAGGGGAAGGGGAAGGGGAAGGGGAAGGGGAGGGGGAAGGGGAAGGGGAA